Molecule: messenger RNA, 2072 nt
Organism: Ooceraea biroi (clonal raider ant)
Lineage: Eukaryota; Metazoa; Arthropoda; Insecta; Hymenoptera; Formicidae
Gene: CCT5
Product: chaperonin containing TCP1 subunit 5
Biological process (GO): protein folding
Molecular function (GO): ATP hydrolysis activity; ATP-dependent protein folding chaperone; ATP binding
Source: RefSeq, a predicted model, not a curated record
CUGUCCGCGUCUCCUUCGUGUCGGCGACGAUCAUGGCGGCGUGAGAGCGACGGUUGAUCCAAGUGUUACGUCGACGUGGGCAAUCGUUUCGUUGAAGAGCAAUCGGUACGAAAGCUCGCUCCGAGUCGUGCGAAUCGUUAGUCGAGAUGACGGCGAUACCCGGAACGGUGGCAUUCGACGAGUAUGGCCGGCCCUUCAUCAUCCUGCGCAACCAGGAGAAGCAGCAACGCCUCACCGGUCACGAUGCGAUCAAGUCGCACAUUUUGGCAGCACGUAAUGUGGCCAACAUUCUCAAAACAUCCUUAGGACCUAAGGGACUGGACAAAUUAAUGGUGAGCUCCGAUGGGGACGUCACUGUUACCAACGAUGGUGCCACAAUCCUACAGAACAUGGAUGUGGACCACGAAAUCGCAAAGUUGAUGGUCCAGUUGUCAAAGUCCCAGGACGAUGAGAUUGGCGAUGGCACUACUGGAGUAGUCGUGUUGGCUGGCGCCCUUCUGGAACAGGCAGAACAGCUAUUGGAUAAAGGAAUUCAUCCGAUUAGAAUAGCUGACGGUUUCGAAUUGGCAGCCAAAUGCGCUACUGAGCAUCUGAAGACAAUAACGGAUGACUUCAAAGGACUUCCGGAGAAUUUGGAGCCUUACAUCAACAUUGCCAUGACCUCCCUGGGAUCAAAAAUCAUUAACAAGUACCACAGGCAGAUGGCAGAGAUUGCGGUACAGGCUGUAUUGGCGGUCAUGGACCCAGUCAACCAUGACGUCAACUUCGAAUUAAUCAAGAUAGAGGGGAAAGUCGGCGGCAGAUUGGAAGACACCGUCUUGGUGCGCGGUGUCGUCGUCGACAAGGAUUUCAGUCAUCCUCAAAUGCCAAAGAGGCUAGAGAACGUCAAAUUGGCUAUCCUGACCUGCCCGUUCGAGCCGCCGAAGCCUAAAACGAAGCAUAAGUUGGACGUCACGUCGGUGGACGAUUACAGGGCCCUGCGCGACUACGAGCGCGAGAAGUUCACGGAAAUGGUCAAGCAAGUUAAGGAUGCCGGUACGACUCUGGCCAUCUGUCAGUGGGGUUUCGACGAUGAAGCCAACCACUUGCUGCUGCAGAAUAAUCUGCCCGCGGUUAGGUGGGUCGGCGGCCCGGAGAUCGAAUUAAUCGCCAUUGCGACCGGUGGACGCAUCGUGCCACGCUUCGAGGAGUUGACGCCGGAGAAACUCGGGCACGCUGGUGUAGUCAGGGAGCUGACAUUCGGUACGACGAAGGAUCGAAUGUUGGUCAUCGAGGAAUGCAAGAACUCGCGCGCCGUGACGAUUUUCAUCCGCGGUGGCAACAAAAUGAUCAUCGAAGAGGCGAAACGGUCAAUACACGAUGCUCUGUGUACCGUUCGCAAUGUAGUAAAAGACAACAAGAUCCUGUACGGCGGGGGUGCGGCCGAGAUAUCCUGCGCGCUGGCUUGCGCCGCCCAGGCCGAUAAAAUCAGUACUUUGGAGCAAUACGCCUUCCGUGCCUUUGCCGAAGCUCUGGAGAGCGUUCCCAUGGCGCUCGCGGAAAAUUCCGGCCUUUCGCCGGUGGACACGAUAGCGGAAGUUAAGGCGCGUCAAUUGGCCGAGAAGAAUCCCGCUCUUGGCAUUGACUGCUUGAAUCGUGGCACAACGAACAUGAAGAAACAGAACGUCAUCGAGACUUUGACGAGCAAGACGCAACAGAUCCUGUUGGCCACGCAGUUGGUGAAGAUGAUUCUGAAGAUCGAUGAUGUACGCUCACCUAACGACAACGCAUAACAAGCUACAAAAGUCCGUUUAAUCACUGCUAAUUACGUACAUUUUAUUUAUUUAUACGAGCUACUAGUUCCAGCCUACGUAAUUUGUCGUUCAAGCAUUCGCAUUUUUCUGACAUUCUGAAUUUCACUUGCCUGAAUUGAAUGUUGUUUCUUGAUGAUUCGUUACAUUUUCAUUUCAAUUUUUACGAUUAUUAUUAUACACAUAAUUUACGUGAUGAAUGAAUAUUGUGAUACAAUAUUACCUCCGAUCUUUGUACUAUUGUGGCAAUAUGGAAUAAUACUUAAUUGACAUCUUACUCAC